AGCAGAAGCAUGGCCAGAACCAAGCAGACCGCCCGUAAAUCCACCGGAGGCAAAGCCCCCAGGAAGCAGCUGGCCACCAAGGCAGCCAGGAAGAGCGCUCCGGCUACCGGCGGCGUGAAGAAGCCUCACCGCUACAGGCCCGGUACUGUGGCUCUGAGAGAGAUCCGUCGCUACCAGAAGUCGACGGAGCUGCUGAUCCGCAAGCUGCCCUUCCAGCGUCUGGUCCGAGAGAUCGCUCAGGACUUCAAGACCGACCUGCGCUUCCAGAGCUCCGCCGUCAUGGCUCUGCAGGAGGCCAGCGAGGCCUACCUGGUGGGUCUGUUCGAGGACACCAACCUGUGCGCCAUCCACGCCAAGAGGGUCACCAUCAUGCCCAAAGACAUCCAGCUGGCCCGCCGCAUCCGUGGAGAGAGAGCUUAGAGGCCGCAGCUCCAACAAACACACAACGGCUCUUUUAAGAGCCACACAACUUCAUUUAAGAGCUGAUCCUGUUAGUAUAUUAUAGUAGAGAUUAACUUUAAUAAGUUGAGAUGUUUGACUUUCUUCUUCGCUUGAUCUUGUUAAAACCACACCAGCUUCUUCAUUAUUGUGUA
Molecule: messenger RNA, 593 nt
Organism: Gambusia affinis (western mosquitofish)
Lineage: Eukaryota; Metazoa; Chordata; Actinopteri; Cyprinodontiformes; Poeciliidae
Product: histone H3
Exons: 1
Coding region: 10-420 (136 amino acids)
Cellular component (GO): nucleosome
Molecular function (GO): DNA binding; protein heterodimerization activity; structural constituent of chromatin
Source: RefSeq, a predicted model, not a curated record